Temnothorax curvispinosus is the source of this 1184-nucleotide messenger RNA. Its product is annotated as chymotrypsinogen A-like. The transcript is spliced from 5 exons. The record is from RefSeq and is a predicted model, not a curated record. Gene Ontology annotation, molecular function: serine-type endopeptidase activity. Gene Ontology annotation, biological process: proteolysis. Bases 20 to 979 code for a protein of 319 amino acids. Lineage: Eukaryota; Metazoa; Arthropoda; Insecta; Hymenoptera; Formicidae.
AUUCUUGAUUUCGCUGGUGAUGUAUCGUCUGCGCGGUGAUUUCCUCGUCCUGCUGGUGGUUAUUCUAGCGGAGGUCCAGGGUGCCAUGAUAAGAAUCAUCCGAGAGGAUCAUUUUAAGUGCGGAUGUCCAGCAGCGUCGCAGCGGCAGCCGCGAUCGAUCGUCUCGCCGGAGGUCCAGCUGGAGGACGGCGUCUCGUUGUCAACGACCACCACCACCACCGGGCGCAUUUUCAACGGCAAGCCCAGCAGAAGGGGCGCGUGGCCUUGGCAGGUGUCCCUUCAGUUGCUACACCCGAAGCUGGGUUUUAUCGGUCACUGGUGCGGCGGGGUGCUGAUCGACCCCAAGUGGGUGAUCACCGCCGCUCACUGCAUUCACAACGAAUUGUUCAAUUUACCCAUUGGUGCGCUUUGGACCGCGGUGGUCGGCGAAUGGGAAUUGGACUCGGGAGGACGCGGAUCCGCACGCUUGCCCGUCGAGAAAGUGAUCCUUCACGAGAGAUUCAAUAAUUACGUGCACGACAUAGCCUUGAUGAAACUCGCCAGGCCGGCACCUCUGUCCAAGGUCGUUCGCACCAUCUGCCUUCCCGGCCCCGGGCAGGAUCUCAGCCAAGGACAAUGCGUGACUUCCGGCUGGGGUCGAUACGGUCCCUCGCCCUCGCUCUCUACCGCUCUUCUAGAGGCCAGUGUCCCGCUCCUAAAUCUGGAGGAGUGUCUGCAAGCCUACGGCACCUCGGUACCCAUCAGGAAGGGCCACCUCUGCGCCGGUCAGAUCGACGGUUCCUCCGGAAGCUGCGUGGGUGACUCCGGAGGACCUCUACAGUGUCGUCGUACUGACGGCGUUUGGCAGCUGGUCGGUGUCACGUCGUUCGGAUCCGGUUGCGCUAGACCGGGCUACCCGGAUGUGUACACCAAGAUACAACAUUAUCUACACUGGAUCAACAAGACAAUCGACGCCAACAACAACGAUGAACGGCGAUGAAAUUCCCUCCUGUAAAUAUCAAUGAUGUAAAUAUGUAUUGUACAGUAUGCUAGCGUAUCCAGUUCCUUGUACUUGUAUAUAUAUAGUCUCAUCUGCGUUGUAUAUUGUGCGCUAAUUUGUAUUGCACAUAGAAAUCGUUUAUAUUUAUUUUAUAUCUUAGGAAUGUACAUGUGUAUUAUGUAGCUUUUUCUGUUAUAUUAUCGCA